GGAGGCCGGUCCCCGGAUGGAGGCGGCCGCCGCCAUUUCAGCCAGCGGGCGCCCGGGCCGGGUGCUGCUGCUGCUGCUGCCGCCGCCAGCAUGAGGCGCCUGUCGCAGCUGGUCUUGUUCGCCCUGCUCGUCUUCCCCGCCGCCCUGCUGCUGGGGGGCGCCCGCGGCGGCACAGGUUCAGGUUUAUCAGUUGCAGCUCAAGAUGCUACAGAAGAUGAGGAAGCUGUGGAAGAUACAGUAGUUGAAGAUGAAGAUGAUGAAGCUGAAGUUGAAGAAGAUGAGCCAACAGACUUGACAGAAGAAAAAGAGGAAGAAGACUUAUCAGGAGAACCGAAAGCCUCACCUAGUGCUGAUACAACCAUCUUAUUUGUGAAAGGUGAAGACUUUCCAGCAAACAACAUUGUAAAAUUCCUGGUAGGCUUCACCAAUAAGGGUACAGAGGAUUUCAUUGUGGAGUCUCUCGAUGCCUCUUUCCGGUAUCCUCAAGACUACCAGUUUUAUAUCCAGAACUUCACAGCUCUCCCUCUGAACACGGUGGUUCCACCACAGAGGCAAGCCACGUUUGAGUACUCAUUCAUCCCUGCCGAGCCUAUGGGCGGUCGUCCUUUCGGACUAGUUAUCAAUCUCAACUACAGAGAUGUAAACGGCAAUGUGUUUCAAGAUGCUGUCUUCAAUCAAACUGUUACAAUUAUUGAAAAAGAAGAUGGGCUGGAUGGAGAAACGAUCUUCAUGUACAUGUUCCUUGCUGGACUUGGUCUGCUUGUCAUUGUUGGCCUACAUCAGUUACUAGAAUCUAGGAAGAGGAAAAGACCAGUACAGAAAGUAGAGAUGGGAACAUCAAAUCAGAACGAUGUUGAUAUGAGCUGGAUUCCUCAAGAAACUUUAAAUCAAAUAAAUAAAGCUUCACCAAGGAGGUUGCCCUACAAGAGGGCACAGAAGAGAGCAGUGGGCUCCGAUGAGUAAAUGUUAACUAGUACAACACUUGAACCUUUACUAAUCCUGCCUGUUGGGUUUUUUGGAUUGGAGUAGUGCAGAGAAUCCGUAUCACCAUAAGGAAAAUACUGCUAAACAUUUGGACUGAACAGAUUAACUGAACGGUGUUAAUAUUGCUGAAAAUGCACUUCUCUUGGUUUUUUGUUAAUUGGUUGGGGGGUGGGAGGAGGCAGCCAUUAAGAUUUGUGCUUGCGUGUGUAAGCAGUUGGUCUUAACAGAACCAUGUUACCUGAAAUGUGCCUUUAGAGUUCUUUGUUCUGCUGGCUUGUCAUCUGUACAUGCUUUGAAGGAUGAUUCUCCUCCCCCCUAAUCUGAAUGUCUAGUGACUUAAUCUGUCUUGAUUGUAUCAUACCUGUAUCAGAAUCUGUACGCAUCUUUCUUUUCCAGUAAGUAACUUGAUUCUCUACAGUGUGCACACUGAAGUUGGUGUGUGGGGUCCAAUUUCAGUUGCAAGGUGCUGAUUGUCUAGAUUUCUGCAUUGUUUGCAUUCUAAAGGCACAAUUGGGUAUAGCUGCUCAUAGUGGUAGAUAUUGUGCUGCUGUUGUGAUCUGGGCAUGCAGUGACCUCAAAAUCUGAACUUAUCUGCAUAGACGUUAGGAAAAGUCUUACACAGCAGCAAAACUUGUGAAGCAUGGAAUUUGUGUGCUGAAUUGGUAUUACUACAUAAAUUUUUUUUAUACCCAACUUGUUAAACUUAAUUAUUGAGUCGUGCCAGCAGCUUAGGUAUUCUGGUUGUAGUGGUAGCUCUGCAGUGUUUACUCAAGAAAUAAUUGAAUCAGCCAGAACUUCUCAGUAUGUUUUUGGUACUCUCACGAAAACUAGAAUGUCAUAUAUAUCAAAAUGUGGACUUCUCUUAAAGCUUUACGUGGGGCAAGGACUUUGCAUUUACUGUACACACUUGAAAGACCAGUGGCUUUGAAUAAUCUUUUUUAAAUGGCAAACUAUUUAAUUUGCCCUUUGCAGUUUUUACAUCUCAGACUUCUGAGUCUGAGAGUACUGAGAGUCUGAGUAGUGACACUGGUCAGUACAUUGGUCUGAGGGUUGGGUUUUUUAAAUAACCUUGUCUUUCCUACUAGUAACACAGAUGCAUAUCCGUUAUUAGCUACAUGUUAGUUCAGUACUAAAGCAAAAAAGCUAUAUGCAAUCCAAAUUGGGUUUUCUUUUGUGGCAGGCACAGCUUAUGUGGUUACCAGGUACUGAGGUAUUGAUCCACAUCCAUUGCAUUCAGGAGCUUAACUGACAGUAAAAGGAGCAGUUAAUGCAGUGUCAGUUUGCUGCCAUUCAGGCACUUAGACAUGGCUUUAAUUGUUUGCAUCUCAACCGCAUCUCUUCCUCCGUCUGAAGGGUAUAUGAAAGUUUGACUUCAGGAAAAGGCAGUCAUUUGAGACCUCCAUUUUCUUCUCUUCCUCCCCUUCCUGAUCCCCACACAUGAAAGUGCUAUUUCAAAUCUAUGCUGGCUCUGCCAGGACUGAGCUGCUGAGCCAGUGAAUGCUAAGCAAUACCUGCAAGUCAUGUCAUUGACAUCUAAACUCUGAAACUACCUGUACUGGCACUAUUUUACUACAAACCUUCCCAGAAUUAAUUGGGAUGCUCUUGACUCAUUUUGCAUGGAAAAGACAAGAAUAGGAAAAGCAACCCCAAAGAGGCUUUGCUCAACUUCCUGAUAAUGUAGCUAGCAGAGACAGAAUGCUUUUAAUAAUUAGGAUUGAUGAGUUGUCAUACAUGACACUUAGCACAGUUGAGUGCUAUCUUCAUAAGAAGUAUCUCCACUCAAAUUGUGUGGAGCAAACUUUGUUUGCCUUUAGUGAUGUGAUCUGACUGGGUCUGUGGUAGGUUUAUGGGCUUAUUCCAAGCUUGCAUUAAAUCAACAAAGUGUUCAUGUAGUAAAUGCUCUGUGAGCUAAAGCCCUAUAGCUAUUGCAGCACCUGGUGUACUGAACUUCUAAGUUGCCUCUAGGAUUAUGUCUGAGAUGUUUUCCCUUUCUGGUAAUAGGUGAUCUUAAAUGGUAUACUCUUAAUUCUUCCCAAGAUAGGAAGGUAUUCUUUUGAGGGGUGAUGAGAGCUGCUCUAGAUAUGGCUGAACUCCAGGAAAAGAGACAGAGGAUCAGAACAGAGGAUGCUAGUUUAUAAGAUCCUAGUUUUAUUCAGUUUAGCUCCUGCUGAUUGAGUUUUAGAGCAAAUCAGGUCUUACAGUGACAAGGACUCAAGCUGAAGCACUGCACAAAUAAACAAGUAUUUGAAGGUUGCAGCUUUCUUCUCUGUACUGUGGUUAAUGUCCACAUGCUUAAAUUCUAAGCAUGAAAGGAGAAGACAGUUUAGCAACUUGCACAGGAACUCUGGGAGAGUCUGGUUGUACCGAGGCUGUUCUGAUAAUACAACUUUGCAUUCACUAUCAAUGGUUCAUAGUAAUGUUCUCAGCCAGGAGCAGUUCUUAAGAACAGUGGCCAGCAGUCUGCUGCUGCUCAUGACAAAUGAAGUUAACAGUUUGGAAUUCCUUGUUAGUUUGCUGUAGUUGAAAUUCAGCAAUAACAUUCUAGUGUGUAGUGGCAAUUGAACUUCAGCAUCUCUUUCAUUAUUUCUAGUGAAUAAACUGGGCUGCUACACUCAGAUUCCUUCCAACGGGAGAACAUAGUUGUUGCUUUAUCCUGUUGGUUAACUUUUAUUUUGGUACUUGAAUUUUCUACUUGAUUUUUAAGCACAUACAUUUAGCUUAAUGUCACAGAUUUGUUUCUGCAUAUAAUUAUUACUCUUAUCAGCUGUGUAGGGUAUAGUUUCAUUAACUUCAAGACAGAACAAAUAGCGAUCCUGCCUGUCUAUGCCGCCACCCCCCCCCUCCUCUGAUAGCACAAGCAUUUGUAUAAUCUAGCAUUCUUACCAGCCUACUUUUCAUCAAGCUUGCUGAGCUGCCACACAACUGCUCAUGUGAGAUUGAGGAGCAAAGACCAUGAAAGAUGUCAGCUAGUGUUUCUUCCGUAUUAGUAGGAGAUGCUAAGAUGGUUUUAGACCACAAAUAAAAUACAUCCAUAGUGUGAAGGACCACUAUCAAUUCCUUUGUCACAGCCUAUUAAUACUUAAAGAAAUUGUAAAGAGUUAAUGAGUCUAUACUGUAGGUAAGAAAAACUGCUUUAGAGUUCAUGUCUACCAUGGUAACAAGGUAUUAAAUUGACUACACUGCAACUGCAUUUGAUACUUGCAGCCCUCUGUAUGCUAUCUGCUUUGUGACAGCCAUUCAUUUUUUCCCAGUAUAAUUUAAUCUGAGAGAGAAGAGGCUGCUGUCAGACUAAAGGGUGAAGUAUCAUCUUUAUUAUUCAUGUACAAAAAUCAUUGAAUGGUAGGCUGUGUAGAUGAAUGGAGCAGACUAGUGAUGGCAGUGCUUCUGCUUAUUUCAAAACAGUUGUACUGAUCAUCUUCCCUACCUUGGAAUGUAUAUAAUUGCAAGUGUCAUUAUUUGUUCCUGGAAUGCAUGGUGCUACACAAAACCUUGCAGUUGAAAGUUCUUAAUGCAGGCAAGCAGCAAGGAAGUCAAAUACUAAUGUAGGCUGGUUGUUCUGUUUUUCAGUGUGCCUACCUCAUAGGAGUGACACAAGGGCUGUUUCAGGAGUGUUUUGCUGUUGAGACUUGCACAAUACACUUCCUUGGAGAUAGUAAGACAUAGAACUAGUGUAACUUGAUGGCAGCUGCAUACUCAUUUUGUACUAGUUUAAUCCCCUCACUGAACAAAAUUUAGCAGCUUUACACUAAGACUUUUCUUAAAUACACAAUGGAAUUGCAGUUAACUUACAGAGAAGAGCAAAGCAAGAGAGAUCUUUCUGUGAGAGUGUAUAGGUGGGCUGCAUAAGAUUCUUCUGACAUUUUUCCAUUUAUCUCUCAUUUUUCCCAGGGAUUUUUUUAAUCAAAUGCGUAGAUUGUUUGUGUAGAUACAAUCUACAGACAGACAGAUUGUUUUGGAUUAUUAAGUUCAGGUAAUGUACCACAACUGAAAUGUUAAAUUAACAUUUACUUUCUUACCUGCUGACUUUUCAUUUAUAAGUGAGAUCAGAUCUCUUGAAAUGCCUGCAGGUUUUUUGUAAAGUAAACUUGAUUUUUUUUUUCCCUCAGCAUUGUGUAGCUUUUUUUUUUUUUAAAUAAAGCAUGAGUAUGGCACCAAA
Apus apus (common swift) is the source of this 5140-nucleotide messenger RNA. RefSeq names its product signal sequence receptor subunit 1 (gene SSR1). The coding region runs from base 91 to 963 and encodes 290 amino acids. The transcript is spliced from 8 exons. The record is from RefSeq and is a predicted model, not a curated record. Gene Ontology annotation, cellular component: endoplasmic reticulum membrane; endoplasmic reticulum. Lineage: Eukaryota; Metazoa; Chordata; Aves; Apodiformes; Apodidae.